Messenger RNA from Amaranthus tricolor (Joseph's coat), 7607 nucleotides. Its product is annotated as pre-mRNA-processing-splicing factor 8A. Lineage: Eukaryota; Viridiplantae; Streptophyta; Magnoliopsida; Caryophyllales; Amaranthaceae. Gene Ontology annotation, cellular component: U5 snRNP; catalytic step 2 spliceosome. The record is from RefSeq and is a predicted model, not a curated record. Gene Ontology annotation, biological process: mRNA splicing, via spliceosome; spliceosomal tri-snRNP complex assembly. The coding region runs from base 225 to 7301 and encodes 2358 amino acids. The transcript has 12 exons. Gene Ontology annotation, molecular function: U2 snRNA binding; U6 snRNA binding; U1 snRNA binding.
AUUCACUUAAAUCAAUCAGUCCCUUCAUUUCUCCCCCUCGAGGGAAACCCAAAAAACAAAUCGUUCUAUCUUACCUUCUUCUACAACACUCUGUAAUAAACCCUAACAUUUCCCCAAUUUCUUCUCUGCCUCUCAAAUUCAUCUUCAAUCUUCAUUUACUAUCCUAGUUUUUCUCCCUGUCAGGGUUUGGAUUAAGUAUAGGGUUUAGGGUUUUGUAGUUAAAGAUGUGGAACGGUAAUAAUCCUAUGGCGCCACCGCCGGCGCCAGGAACCUCGAUACCUCCGCCGCCGGCGAUGCAACCUUCGUACACGGUGCUUCAACCACCUCCGCAACAACCACCGCAGCAGGAAUCUCCUGCUGAAGCUGAAGCUAGGCUUGAAGAGAAAGCAAGGAAAUGGAUGCAGCUUAAUUCUAAACGUUAUGGUGAUAAGCGGAAGUUUGGAUUUGUUGAAACUCAGAAGGAAGAUAUGCCUCCUGAACAUGUUCGUAAGAUUAUUCGUGAUCAUGGUGACAUGUCAUCGAAGAAAUACCGUCAUGAUAAGCGCGUAUACCUUGGGGCCUUGAAGUUUGUUCCCCAUGCUGUCUACAAGCUUCUUGAGAAUAUGCCAAUGCCUUGGGAACAGGUUCGUGAUGUCAAAGUUCUAUAUCAUAUUACUGGAGCAAUCACAUUUGUAAAUGAAAUACCGUGGGUUGUUGAACCUAUUUAUUUGGCUCAAUGGGGUACAAUGUGGAUUAUGAUGAGAAGAGAAAAGAGAGACCGUCGGCACUUCAAAAGAAUGCGGUUUCCACCUUUUGAUGAUGAGGAACCUCCGUUGGAUUAUGCUGAUAAUGUUUUAGAUGUGGAUCCGUUGGAACCAAUUCAACUAGAGUUGGAUGAGGAAGAAGAUUCUGCUGUGUAUACGUGGUUCUUUGAUCACAAACCACUUGUAAAAACGAAACUUAUCAAUGGUCCAAGUUAUAGAAGAUGGCAUCUUUCACUGCCUAUAAUGGCAACUCUAUAUAGGUUUGCUGGACAAUUGCUUUCUGAUAUGGUGGACCGGAAUUACUUCUAUUUGUUCGACAUGGAAUCAUUUUUCACUGCAAAAGCUUUGAACAUGUGCAUACCUGGUGGCCCAAAGUUUGAGCCCUUGUACCGUGACAUGGAGAAGGGCGAUGAGGACUGGAACGAGUUUAAUGACAUCAACAAACUGAUUAUCCGGUCACCACUUCGUACAGAGUAUAAAAUCGCUUUUCCACAUUUGUACAACAACAGACCCAGAAAAGUAAGGCUUGGCAUUUACCACACACCGAUGGUUAUGUAUAUAAAGACAGAGGACCCCGAUCUUCCGGCGUUUUAUUAUGACCCAUUGAUUCACCCAAUAACCUCUGCUCCCAAGGACCGUCGGGAUAAGAAAGCCUAUGAAGAAGAAGACGAUGAUGAGUUUGAGCUCCCUGAAGGUGUAGAGCCUUUGCUGAUUGACACUCAGCUUUAUACUGAUACUACUGCUGCUGGUAUAUCAUUGCUGUGUGCUCCAAGGCCUUUUAACAUGAGGUCUGGUCGGACAAGACGUGCUGAAGAUAUUCCUCUUGUUUCAGAGUGGUACAAGGAGCAUUGCCCGCCCUCAUAUCCUGUCAAGGUUCGAGUCAGCUAUCAGAAGUUGCUGAAAUGUUUUGUGCUGAAUGAGCUGCAUCAUAGGCCUCCAAAAGCUCAAAAGAAGAAACAUCUGUUUAGAUCUCUUGCAGCUACCAAGUUUUUCCAGAGUACUGAACUCGAUUGGGUUGAAGUUGGUCUGCAGGUUUGCAGGCAAGGGUACAACAUGUUGAAUUUGCUGAUUCACAGGAAAAAUCUGAACUAUCUACAUCUUGAUUAUAAUUUCAAUCUGAAGCCUGUGAAGACACUUACUACCAAGGAACGUAAGAAGUCACGUUUUGGGAAUGCAUUUCACCUGUGCCGUGAAAUUCUGCGUUUGACAAAGCUUGUAGUUGAUGCCAAUGUGCAGUUCCGAUUGGGUAAUGUUGAUGCCUUUCAACUAGCUGAUGGCUUGCAAUACAUAUUUUCACAUGUUGGACAGUUGACAGGAAUGUACCGUUACAAGUACAGGCUCAUGAGACAGAUCAGAAUGUGCAAGGACUUGAAGCACCUAAUUUAUUAUCGUUUCAAUACUGGUCCAGUUGGGAAGGGACCUGGAUGUGGUUUCUGGGCACCUAUGUGGAGGGUCUGGCUAUUCUUCCUUCGUGGCAUAGUGCCAUUGCUGGAGAGGUGGCUGGGUAACCUACUUGCUAGACAGUUUGAAGGUCGACAUUCAAAAGGAGUAGCCAAAACAGUUACCAAGCAGCGUGUUGAAAGUCACUUUGAUUUGGAGCUUCGAGCUGCUGUUAUGCAUGAUGUCUUGGAUGCAAUGCCAGAGGGUAUUAAGCAAAAUAAGGCGAGAACCAUAUUGCAGCAUCUGAGUGAAGCUUGGCGUUGUUGGAAAGCAAAUAUCCCCUGGAAGGUUCCUGGUCUGCCUGUCCCUAUUGAAAAUAUGAUCCUUCGUUAUGUGAAGGCAAAAGCAGAUUGGUGGACUAAUGUUGCUCAUUAUAACCGUGAACGUAUUAGAAGAGGUGCCACUGUAGAUAAGACAGUUUGUCGUAAGAAUCUUGGGAGGUUGACUCGUUUAUGGCUGAAAGCGGAGCAAGAACGCCAACACAAUUAUUUGAAGGAUGGACCAUAUGUUACACCUGAAGAAGCUGUGGCUAUCUACACCACCACUGUGCAUUGGCUGGAAUCUAGGAAGUUCUCUCCCAUACCGUUCCCACCUCUUUCAUAUAAGCAUGAUACCAAACUUCUUAUUCUUGCUUUGGAGAGGUUGAAAGAGUCAUACAGUGUUGCUGUUAGAUUAAACCAGCAGCAGAGAGAAGAAUUGGGUCUUAUCGAGCAGGCGUAUGAUAACCCGCAUGAGGCGUUGUCAAGAAUCAAGCGACAUCUGCUCACUCAGCGUGCCUUUAAAGAAGUUGGCAUUGAGUUUAUGGAUCUAUAUAGUUAUCUCAUUCCUGUUUAUGAGAUUGAGCCUCUUGAAAAGAUUACAGAUGCUUAUCUUGAUCAAUAUCUGUGGUAUGAAGGGGACAAGAGGCAUUUGUUCCCAAAUUGGGUGAAACCGGCAGAUACUGAACCACCUCCUCUCUUGGUGUACAAAUGGUGCCAAGGUAUUAAUAACCUGCAAGGUAUUUGGGAUACAGGUGAUGGGCAGUGUGUGGUGAUGCUGCAGACUAAAUUUGAAAAGUUCUUUGAGAAGAUUGAUCUGACUAUGCUUAACAGGCUUCUGCGUUUGAUUCUUGAUCACAAUAUUGCUGAUUACGUUACUGCCAAAAACAAUGUGGUUCUGUCUUACAAGGAUAUGAGUCAUACCAACUCUUAUGGACUGAUACGUGGUCUUCAGUUUGCUUCCUUUGUUGUACAAUAUUAUGGUCUUGUUCUUGAUCUUCUUCUUCUGGGAUUGACCCGAGCUAGUGAAAUUGCUGGUCCCCCACAGAUGCCAAAUGAAUUCAUGACUUUCUGGGAUACAAAGGUUGAAACUAGGCAUCCUAUUCGGCUGUAUUCUCGUUAUAUAGAUAAGGUGCAUAUAUUAUUUCGCUUCACUCACGAAGAGGCCCGAGAUCUUAUUCAGCGGUAUCUUACUGAGCAUCCUGAUCCCAAUAAUGAAAAUAUGGUUGGUUACAACAACAAGAAGUGCUGGCCCAGAGAUGCUCGCAUGAGGCUCAUGAAGCACGAUGUCAAUUUGGGUAGAAGUGUUUUCUGGGACAUGAAGAAUCGUCUUCCGCGGAGCAUCACAACUUUAGAGUGGGAGAACAGUUUUGUAUCGGUCUACAGCAAGGACAAUCCUAAUUUGCUAUUUAGUAUGUGCGGGUUUGAAGUGCGGAUCUUGCCUAAAAUUAGGAUGACACAAGAGGCAUUUAGCAACACGAAGGAUGGGGUCUGGAACUUGCAGAAUGAGCAGACUAAAGAACGAACUGCUGUUGCGUUCUUGAGGGUUGAUGAUGAACAUAUGAAAGUUUUUGAGAAUCGUGUGCGACAGAUCCUUAUGUCUUCUGGUUCUACAACCUUUACUAAGAUUGUGAACAAAUGGAACACUGCCCUCAUUGGCCUCAUGACUUACUUCCGUGAGGCCACUGUGCAUACUCAGGAGCUGUUGGACUUGCUGGUGAAGUGUGAAAACAAAAUUCAAACUCGUAUUAAGAUUGGAUUGAACUCCAAAAUGCCUAGCAGGUUUCCUCCUGUCAUCUUUUACACACCGAAGGAAAUUGGAGGUCUUGGAAUGCUGUCAAUGGGUCACAUUCUGAUUCCACAAAGUGACCUUCGAUACAGUAAACAGACUGAUGUUGGCGUGACACACUUCAGGAGUGGUAUGAGCCAUGAAGAGGAUCAGUUGAUUCCUAAUCUUUACAGAUACAUCCAGCCGUGGGAGAGUGAGUUCAUUGAUUCACAGCGUGUUUGGGCAGAGUAUGCACUGAAGAGGCAAGAAGCACAAUCCCAAAAUCGGCGUCUAACCUUGGAAGAUUUGGAAGAUUCUUGGGAUCGUGGUAUACCUCGAAUUAAUACUUUGUUUCAGAAGGAUCGUCAUACUUUGGCAUAUGAUAAAGGUUGGAGAGUUCGCACUGAUUUCAAGCAAUAUCAAGUUUUGAAACAAAAUCCAUUCUGGUGGACACAUCAGCGGCAUGACGGAAAACUUUGGAAUUUGAAUAAUUACAGAACUGAUGUAAUUCAAGCACUUGGAGGUGUAGAAGGAAUUCUGGAGCAUACUUUGUUCAAGGGAACGUACUUCCCGACAUGGGAGGGUCUCUUUUGGGAGAAAGCAUCUGGUUUUGAGGAGUCCAUGAAGUAUAAAAAACUUACAAAUGCUCAAAGAUCUGGUUUGAACCAGAUUCCUAAUCGGAGGUUCACACUCUGGUGGUCUCCUACUAUAAAUCGUGCCAAUGUCUAUGUGGGUUUCCAAGUGCAGCUUGAUUUGACUGGAAUUUUUAUGCAUGGAAAAAUUCCAACUUUGAAGAUAUCUCUCAUUCAGAUAUUCCGUGCUCACUUAUGGCAGAAGAUCCAUGAAAGUGUUGUCAUGGAUCUUUGCCAAGUUCUGGACCAGGAGCUGGAUGCUUUAGAAAUUGAGACGGUGCAAAAAGAAACAAUCCAUCCUCGGAAAAGUUAUAAGAUGAACAGUUCUUGUGCAGACAUACUUCUGUUUGCUGCUCAUAGGUGGCCAAUGUCAAAACCAAGUUUGGUGGCAGAGACAAAAGAUGUAUUUGACCAGAAGGCCAGCAAUAAGUAUUGGAUAGAUGUUCAACUCCGUUGGGGAGAUUAUGAUUCUCAUGAUAUUGAGCGAUACACCAGAGCAAAGUUCUUGGACUACACGACAGAUAAUAUGUCUAUAUAUCCGUCGCCCAUGGGUGUUAUGAUUGGACUUGAUCUGGCUUACAACUUGCAUUCGGCUUUUGGUAACUGGUUCCCUGGAUCCAAACCUCUGCUUGCCCAAGCUAUGAAUAAAAUCAUGAAGUCAAAUCCCGCUCUUUAUGUUCUGAGAGAGCGUAUAAGGAAAGGUCUGCAGCUGUACUCUUCUGAACCUACUGAGCCUUAUUUGUCAUCCCAAAAUUACGGAGAGAUAUUCAGCAAUCAGAUUAUAUGGUUUGUUGACGAUACUAAUGUCUAUCGUGUGACAAUUCAUAAGACAUUUGAAGGAAAUCUCACAACAAAACCGAUCAAUGGUGCUAUAUUCAUAUUUAAUCCCCGAACCGGGCAACUGUUUCUGAAGGUCAUUCACACAAGUGUGUGGGCCGGACAGAAACGUCUGGGUCAGCUGGCCAAGUGGAAAACUGCUGAAGAAGUUGCCGCUCUUGUUCGGUCUUUACCUGUUGAAGAACAACCAAAGCAGAUUAUUGUGACUCGUAAAGGGAUGUUGGAUCCUUUGGAAGUGCAUUUGCUUGAUUUCCCAAACAUAGUUAUCAAAGGAAGUGAACUGCAGCUUCCUUUCCAAGCCUGCUUAAAGAUAGAGAAAUUUGGUGAUCUCAUUUUAAAGGCUACGGAACCACAAAUGGUUUUGUUUAACAUUUAUGAUGAUUGGCUGAAGAGUAUAUCUUCUUAUACUGCAUUCUCUCGGCUCAUCCUCAUACUCCGGGCACUUCAUGUGAACAAUGAAAAAGCAAAGAUGUUGCUGAAGCCUGAUAGGACUGUUAUCACUGAAGCUCAUCAUAUAUGGCCUUCUCUCUCUGAUGAUCAAUGGAUGAAGGUUGAGGUUGCUUUGAGAGAUCUUAUACUUUCUGAUUAUGCCAAGAAAAACAAUGUGAACACUUCAGCCUUGACUCAGUCUGAGAUUCGUGAUAUCAUUCUCGGGGCUGAGAUUACUCCUCCAUCCCAGCAGAGACAGCAGAUUGCUGAGAUUGAGAAGCAGGCCAAGGCUUCUAGUCAACUGCAAGCAGUCACAACAAAAACUGUCAAUGUGCAUGGUGAGGAAUUAAUUGUCACUACCACGAGUCCGUAUGAGCAGGCAGCUUUUGGCUCCAAGACAGAUUGGCGUGUCAGAGCAAUUUCUGCGACUAAUCUGUAUUUGCGUGUAAAUCAUAUUUAUGUCAACUCUGAGGACAUAAAGGAGACAGGAUAUACCUACAUUAUGCCGAAGAAUAUUCUGAAAAAGUUCAUCUGCGUAGCAGAUUUGAGAACACAGAUUGCAGGGUACUUGUAUGGUAUUAGUCCCCCGGACAAUCCUCAGGUGAAAGAAAUUCGAUGUAUUGCUAUGCCACCACAAUGGGGUACUCAUCAGCAUGUUAAUCUUCCCUCCCAACUGCCAGAGCAUGAUUUCUUGAAUGACCUGGAACCCUUGGGGUGGAUGCAUACACAACCAAAUGAACUUCCUCAGCUCUCACCGCAGGAUGUAACAAGCCAUGCUCGCGUUUUGGAGAGCAAUAAGCAAUGGGAUGGGGAAAAGUGCAUCAUUCUUACUUGCAGUUUUACUCCCGGUUCAUGUUCACUGACCGCCUACAAGCUCACCCCAUCAGGAUAUGAGUGGGGACGUGCAAACAAAGAUACUGGUAGUAACCCACAUGGGUAUCUUCCUACUCAUUACGAGAAAGUCCAGAUGCUACUAAGUGAUCGGUUCCUAGGCUUCUACAUGAUUCCUGACAGCGGUCCCUGGAAUUACAACUUUAUGGGGGUGAAGCAUACUGUCAGCAUGAAAUAUGGUGUCAAGCUUGGGACUCCCAAAGAGUAUUACCAUGAGGAACAUCGUCCUACUCAUUACUUAGAAUUCAGCAACAUGGAGGAUGUCGAUACUGUCGAAGUAGACAGAGAAGACACUUAUACUUGAUCUUAUAGCAUUUCAUCAUCAGUGAGCAAAAAAAUUGGUUUUCUUUUAAUUCGACAGUUCAAUGUAAUGAGGAUAGUUAGUCGUUAAAUUGUACCUUUUUGUCGAUUAAGUGUAAAAUACAGCGAAUCUACAAUCUAGCACCCUUAGUAUGGUUGUUGCUGUUGGCCUAUUGUAGCUGUAAAUAUAAUAUGGAAAUUUUUCAAAGUUUUCAUAAACGUUUCAUUGUUUUCUUGCAUUAUGUUUAAAUCAUGUUUACUGGUGCAUUUUUUAUUAAUGUACCAUUAAUAUGACAAACUUUCAUUUUUA